AUGCGUAUCGGACGAGGCUCUCCAGCUGCUGGGACCCGCUCCAUGGGCCCGCCCGAACUGAUGUUUAUCCCGUCAAUCGGGGUCUAUCGUGGCAUCGCCCUGGCGAGAUCUCGGAUUGCUGAGAGCGAAUCCACGAUUGUGGCCAUGGCUGCGAUCAUGGCCAUCCAUGCCGGACAGUCUCCAGCCCCCUCCCACCUUUUUCGUACUGAGAAGCCGCAACACGACUCGUCCAUGACGGAUCGCCGCCUGUCUGAUUCUCCUAUUGCCGCCAUUGUCUACACAUGA
Capronia epimyces CBS 606.96 is the source of this 285-nucleotide messenger RNA. RefSeq lists its product as uncharacterized. The coding region runs from base 1 to 285 and encodes 94 amino acids. The transcript has a single exon. Lineage: Eukaryota; Fungi; Ascomycota; Eurotiomycetes; Chaetothyriales; Herpotrichiellaceae. The record is from RefSeq and is a predicted model, not a curated record.